GAUGAACGGAUUAUCUUCGAAAUUAAAGGCGCCAAAAAUGAAAGUAGGAAGAUUUAGAUGAGAAUGAAAGUCAGAGAGGGGGAAAAUGGCAGAUAAUACGUAUGAACUUGACGAUGAACAGAAAGAGAUUCCACAGAAGUUAAAGGCAGCUUUGUAUUACACCACUCUGAAGAUCAGUGAUGAGUUGGCAGAAGAGAAGGAGGUUGCACUCAGCCCUCAGGUAAUGGCCAGCGUUGCUGAAGCAACAUGGAACCAGUGUCAGCAAUUUGCAGAGGAUCUUGAAAUGUUUGCUAAACAUGCUAAAAGAAGCACAAUAACAGCAGAUGAUGUCAUACUACUCACAAGAAGAUCCGAGAAACUGUACACCUUAAUGUCCCAGAAACAUGAAGUGUAUGUAGAGGAAAAGCAGAAAAUGAAAAAGACAAAGAAACCCAGAAACAAAAAGUCCUCCACUGUCACUGUGUCAGCUGGCUUGGAUGUUGAGGAAGAUUCUAACAUGGAGGGCUGAAAUUGAUAUUUUUUUCAUUCAAUAAAGAAAUGUGAAGGAUUCUGCACAAGGGGAGACAACUGUAAUCAAAACUGUAUCAAAAAUCUAGUUAACACAAGUAGGAGUUUCCCAAAAUAUGAAUAUUGGUACUUUUUCCAUGAAGGAUUGUUUCCUUUAGAACAGUUAAAGUGAUUUUCUGGUUCUCAGCUGCUGAGAAUACAAAAAAAAGACACAUAAUGUAGAUUUCGUUGAUGAUGCUUUUAAAUGUUUGUGUGAUUAUCUACAUCACUUCAUUUUGAACAUGUGUAUUUCUUGAUUUUGCCGUUAUAGUGUACUAGCAUCAGUGAGGAGAAAGCUUUUAAUAAGUGUAUGUCUUCAUUAGAAGGUAAUCGGUGUUCUGCUGAAACAUUGACUAAAUUUUGAACAGUUAUUCUUGUCAAAUUCAUAAAUACAGAGGAGCGAUGAGAUUGGUGCUAUUCUCACAAAGGAAAGAUGGAAUAUGCUUCUUGUUCUUUUUUGUGCUUAGAGUGAUCUGCCUAUAGUCAAUGUGGUACUAUAAAAUGAUUUUAGAUAUCUGCUGUUGUCAUAUUGAUAUAUGGGAAGGUUUUGUGAAUGCCAUGUUUGCUACAAUUUACAUUGGACUGGAAUGAGAAUUAUUAGUGAUGUUCAAUAUAAAGUGAAGUUGUGCAAGGCGGUUAAUAAAAAUUUAGGGAAUAUCCUA
Ostrea edulis (European flat oyster) is the source of this 1208-nucleotide messenger RNA. Its product is annotated as centromere protein S-like. The transcript has 4 exons. Gene Ontology annotation, biological process: replication fork processing; resolution of meiotic recombination intermediates. The record is from RefSeq and is a predicted model, not a curated record. Gene Ontology annotation, cellular component: Fanconi anaemia nuclear complex; FANCM-MHF complex. Gene Ontology annotation, molecular function: protein heterodimerization activity; chromatin binding. Lineage: Eukaryota; Metazoa; Mollusca; Bivalvia; Ostreida; Ostreidae. Bases 86 to 508 code for a protein of 140 amino acids.